UAUUUGAUCGCUAAGCCCGCGGUCACACUGGCCUACAUUGCUGUUUUGAAUUUUUAUUUUGCUUAAAGCCCAUUUUAGCCAAGUUAAUUGAAGCGCACAAAACCAACAGAAGCACAACCAUGUCCACACUAACACGCUGUGCAUUUAUAUUGCUCUCGCUGGCCGUGUGCGGCAGCUGGGCCAUACGCUGCUACCAGUGCUCCUCGGACCAGGAACGCAAGGGUCACGACAGCUGUGGCGCGUACAAAAGGUUUAAUCACACCGAGCACAUUGCCAUCGAAUGCAACAGCGACGAGAGCCACAUGCCCGGCUCCUUCUGCAUGAAGGUGGUGCAGCAGGGACCCAGAGGAUUCAUCUGGGACGGCCGCUGGCGUCAGGUGAUACGUCGCUGUGCCUCUGUCUCGGACACGGGCGUCACGGGCGUCUGCAAUUGGGGCGUCUACGAGAACGGCGUAUACUGGGAGGAGUGCUAUUGCUCCAACGACAGCUGCAAUGCCGCCAGCCUGCUGCAAGUGCACGCAUCGCUGCAGCUUUUGCUGGGCUUCCUGUUGAUGGGCGCCGCUGCAAGGAUUGUGCGCAGCUAAGAAGACGAUACCCUACCCUGACACAAGAGACAGCAACCAGAAGUGCCUUUGCCAUCUGCUCUCUUUUAAUUAGUUGUUAAGCCAAGGAUAACUUUUUUAUUCCGUCCACUUUUGCAUGUCCAUUUAGCCUUAAGCUAGCUAAACACCAGCCUACAAAUCGAAAUAUAUACCAUAGAGACCA
Drosophila obscura is the source of this 765-nucleotide messenger RNA. RefSeq lists its product as uncharacterized. Gene Ontology annotation, biological process: sleep; positive regulation of voltage-gated potassium channel activity; regulation of synaptic transmission, cholinergic. The transcript has 3 exons. The coding region runs from base 120 to 584 and encodes 154 amino acids. The record is from RefSeq and is a predicted model, not a curated record. NCBI's taxonomy places the organism in Eukaryota, Metazoa, Arthropoda, Insecta, Diptera, Drosophilidae.